Messenger RNA from Sceloporus undulatus (fence lizard), 8301 nucleotides. RefSeq names its product homeodomain interacting protein kinase 2 (gene HIPK2). Gene Ontology annotation, biological process: smoothened signaling pathway; intrinsic apoptotic signaling pathway in response to DNA damage by p53 class mediator; peptidyl-threonine phosphorylation. NCBI's taxonomy places the organism in Eukaryota, Metazoa, Chordata, Lepidosauria, Squamata, Phrynosomatidae. Gene Ontology annotation, molecular function: protein tyrosine kinase activity; SMAD binding; protein serine/threonine kinase activity. The transcript has 15 exons. Gene Ontology annotation, cellular component: nucleus; cytoplasm; PML body. The record is from RefSeq and is a predicted model, not a curated record. Bases 598 to 4212 code for a protein of 1204 amino acids.
UCUCCGGCAACUUUUGCAGAGAGAGCAGCCGGCGCCUGAAGGAAAAGGCAGCCCUCGAGCGACAUGCGGCGCUGAGGAGGGGAGGGGUGCUUAGGGCCCCCCGAGGUCUAGCAAGCCAAGCCCCGGCCCUUCUUCAGCCCAGAAGCCCGCAGCCCAGGCCAGGGGGGGGGGUCCCUCGAAAGCCCCCCAGCCCCUGCUGCCCGCUCUUGGCAGGAUGGAGGGCUGCUGGGCCGGGGCUCCCUCCCCGCUGCUGCCCCUUCGCUGAGGGGCCCCCAAGAGCCAUGCAGGCCCAGGGCCCCACUAGCACCCCCAGACCCAGACCCAGCAGCAGGAGCACGGCGGCGGCGGCGGAGGAGGCAUCGCUUGGGCUCUUGGCUGGCAGCGACGGCAGCAGCAGCAGCAGCAGCAGACCUCGGCGGCUCAAGAUGGCAGAUUGCGACUGAGUCGGAGGAGCAGCCGGGGAAGGGGCCACGGAGGAGGAGGAGGAGGAGGAGGAAGGAAAGGAGGAAGAAGAGACGACGAGGGGGUCCCUGAAACCCUGCUCCCUUUCUUUCUUUCCCCCUUUCGUUGCCAUGCAUCACAGAGCACCUCGCACCCAUGGCCCCCAUGUACGAAGGUAUGGCCUCACAUGUGCAAGUUUUCUCCCCUCACACCCUUCAAUCAAGUGCCUUCUGUAGUGUGAAGAAACUAAAAGUGGAACCGAGUUCUAACUGGGAUAUGACUGGGUACGGCACACACAGCAAAGUCUACAGUCAGAGCAAGAACGUGCAAUCCUCUCAAACAGCUGCCACCAUCAACGCCUCUCUCCAGAUCCCAAAUCCAAACAUCCCUUAUGAGCAGACCAUCAUCUUCCCAGCCAGCACAGGGCACAUUGUGGUGACAUCCUCCAAUAGCACCUCCGGUGUGGUUGCAGUAUCUGGACAAGCAUUGGGUGGACCGCACAACCUGAUGCGUCGAAGCACUGUGAGCCUUUUGGACACCUACCAAAAAUGUGGACUUAAGCGCAAGAGUGAGGAAAUUGAGAACACAAGCAGCGUUCAGAUUAUUGAAGAGCACCCACCAAUGAUUCAGAACAAUGCCAGUGGGGCCACGGUAGCCACCACAACCACAUCCACUGCCACAUCCAAAAACAGUGGCUCCAACAGUGAAGGGGAUUAUCAGCUGGUACAACAUGAAGUGCUGUGUUCCAUGACCAAUACAUAUGAAGUAUUAGAAUUUCUUGGCCGCGGAACAUUUGGGCAGGUGGUCAAAUGCUGGAAACGUGGCACCAAUGAAAUUGUGGCCAUCAAGAUCCUUAAAAACCAUCCUUCUUAUGCCCGGCAAGGUCAAAUUGAAGUGAGCAUCCUAGCCCGGUUAAGCACCGAAAGCGCAGAUGAUUACAACUUUGUCCGAGCCUAUGAAUGUUUCCAGCAUAAGAACCAUACCUGCCUGGUCUUUGAAAUGUUGGAACAGAACCUCUAUGAUUUCCUGAAGCAAAACAAAUUCAGCCCAUUGCCCCUUAAAUACAUCAGGCCAAUUCUGCAGCAGGUAGCCACAGCCCUAAUGAAACUGAAAAGCCUGGGCUUGAUUCAUGCAGACCUCAAGCCAGAAAACAUUAUGUUGGUAGAUCCAUCUCGGCAGCCAUACCGAGUCAAGGUCAUAGACUUUGGUUCUGCUAGUCAUGUGUCAAAAGCUGUAUGCUCAACUUACCUUCAAUCCAGAUAUUACAGAGCCCCCGAAAUCAUCCUUGGCUUACCCUUUUGUGAAGCAAUUGACAUGUGGUCUCUGGGAUGUGUCAUUGCAGAACUCUUCUUGGGCUGGCCUUUAUAUCCAGGAGCUUCAGAGUAUGAUCAGAUCCGAUACAUUUCACAGACACAGGGUUUGCCAGCUGAAUAUUUGUUAAGUGCAGGGACGAAGACAACAAGGUUUUUUAACAGGGAUACAGACUCACCAUAUCCACUGUGGAGGCUAAAGACACCAGAUGAUCAUGAGGCAGAGACGGGAAUCAAGUCAAAAGAAGCAAGAAAGUAUAUUUUUAACUGUUUGGAUGAUAUGGCACAGGUGAAUAUGACCACAGACUUGGAAGGAAGUGAUAUGUUGGUGGAAAAGGCAGACCGGCGGGAGUUCAUUGAUCUCUUAAAGAAGAUGUUGACGAUAGACGCAGAUAAGAGGAUAACACCGAUUGAAACACUCAACCACCCAUUUGUCACCAUGACACACCUACUUGAUUUCCCUCAUAGUUCCCAUGUCAAAUCCUGUUUCCAAAACAUGGAGAUUUGCAAGCGACGAGUGAACAUGUAUGACACGGUGAACCAGAGCAAGACUCCAUUCAUCACCCAUGUGGCCCCAAGUACAUCAACCAACCUAACCAUGACCUUCAAUAACCAGCUCAAUACAGUUCAUAACCAGGCUACCACCCUGGCUCCCACCUCCACCACCAGUGCCACUAUUUCCUUAACCAAUCCUGAGGUCUCCAUACUAAACUACCAAUCUGCACUCUACCAGCCCUCGGCAGCCUCCAUGGCCGCGGUGGCCCAGAGGAGUGUCCCCCUGCAGACAGGAACGGCGCAGAUAUGUGCUCGUCCUGAUCCCUUCCAGCAAGCCCUCAUCGUAUGUCCUCCAGGCUUUCAAGGACUACAAACUUCUCCUUCAAAGCAUGCUGGCUACUCUGUCCGGAUGGAGAAUGCUGUCCCAAUAGUCACUCAGGCUCCAGGGGCUCAGCCCCUUCAGAUCCAGCCAGGACUUCUAGCACAGCAAGCUUGGCCUAGUGGUACUCAGCAAAUCCUGCUCCCUCCAGCUUGGCAGCAACUGACUGGGGUAGCUGCCCACACCUCAGUCCAGCAUGCGGCUGUAAUCCCAGAAACCAUGGCAGGAACCCAGCCUCUGGCAGAUUGGAGAAAUACGCAUGCUCAUGGCAGCCAUUAUAAUCCCAUCAUGCAACAGCCUGCGCUUUUAGCAAGUCAUGUCACCCUUCCAGCAGCUCAACCAUUAAAUGUUGGUGUAGCUCACGUUAUGAGACAACAACCAACCAGCACCACCUCCUCUAGGAAGAAUAAACAGCACCAAUCAUCAGCAAGAAAUGUGUCCAACUAUGAGGUGUCCUCCUCUCAGACGAUCAGCUCUCCGCAGCGGUCUAAGCGAGUGAAGGAAAACACCCCACCUCGCUGUGCCAUGGUGCAUAACAGCCCUGCCUGCAGCACCUCUGUCACAUGCGGGUGGGGCGAUGGAGCUUCCAGUACAACAAGGGAGCGGCAACGACAGACGAUAGUUAUUCCUGACACACCCAGCCCUGCAGUCAGUGUUAUCACUAUCAGCAGUGAUACAGAUGAGGAGGAGGAGCAGAAGCAUGCACCCACCAGCCCAGUGUCUAAGCAAAGAAAAAACGUCAUCAGCUGUGUAACUGUGCAUGAUUCCCCCUACUCUGAUUCUUCUGGCAACAACAGCCCCUAUGCAGUGCAGCACAGAGGAGGAAAUAAUAAUGGAAACACCUAUGAUGCCAAGGGAGUACCGGAAACACAUUGCAAUGGCAAUCCCCGGACGAUUAUUGUACCACCAUUGAAAACCCAGGCCAGCGAGGUGUUAGUAGAAUGUGAUAGCUUGGUACCUGUCACCACCAGUCACCACUCAUCCUCCUACAAGUCGAAGUCCUCCAGCAUUGUGACCUCCACCAGUGGUCACUCUUCAGGGAGCUCGUCUGGAGCCAUCACCUACAGGCAGCAGCGGCCAGGACCACAUUUCCAGCAGCAGCAGCCUCUUAAUCUCAGCCAGGCCCAGCAGCACAUCACGACAGAUCGCACAGGGAGUCAUCGGCGACAACAAGCCUAUAUCACUCCAACAAUUGCUCAGGCACCAUAUUCCUUCCCACACAACAGUCCCAGCCACGGCACGGUCCACCCACACUUGGCUGCUGCUGCUGCUGCUCAUCUUCCCACUCAACCUCACCUGUACACUUACACUGCACCUGCAGCUCUGGGCUCCACAGGCACCGUGGCCCAUUUGGUGGCUUCUCAAGGUUCGGCUCGUCACACUGUACAGCACACUACUUACCCAGCCAGCAUUGUCCACCAAGUUCCUGUCAGCAUGGGCCCUCGUGUCCUUCCAUCACCCACAAUCCACCCAAGUCAAUACCAGGCUCAGUUUGCCCAUCAGACCUAUAUCAGUGCAUCUCCAGCCUCAGUCUACACUGGAUAUCCCCUGAGCCCUACCAAGGUCAACCAGUAUCCUUAUAUCUAAACACUGGAAUGAGGAAACAACCAAGCAAAAAGACACAUCGCGCACUGAGGGGAAAUGUGGCUGCUUUUAUACUGAAGGACGUACCAGGCAAAUGAACAAUGCAGUGGAAGGCUCAAACAAAACUUGAACAAAUAACUUUGAGGAAAAUGUAAGAGGAAAGGAGAGACAAAGUUGAUCCCAGUACUAUACUUUUUAUUUAAAAAAAGAAUGAAAAGAAAAAAAGAUAAAAAGAAUGAAAAACAAUAACACAUAUACACACACAAAAAAAACACUCUGCACCAAGCCACAUGGUGGGGAAAGCAGACGGACCAUCAUUGUCUGGUCCUGUUUUUGGAUAAAUUCACCAGUAGACUUUUACAGAUUAUUUUCAUCUGAUUCCAGGAGACUACAUUUAGGAAUUUGCUGUUCAGACCUCCUAGUACACAGUUUCAUAGGUGUUUGGAUAUAUAUAUUUUUUGUUAAAUUAAGCCAAGAAGGAUAUAAAAUUAGGGAUUUAUCCAGUUUUUCAAAAAGGUUAUUGCUUUGUCAUUGCACUGGUCACUGUAACCUAAAAUACAAAAAAAAAAAUUUAAAAAGUGUGAUAUAUGUUCUGUUGAGAAGAGAAGUAAAAAAAAUAAGCAAAUAAUGAGGGGAUGUUUUGGAUUACUCCAGCUCCCUCAAUCUCAGGCUUAGAAGUUGGAAAAAACCCCGACAUUCUAAGCAGAAAAUAACUAUGUGGUGAAAUCCAGGUCAAGGGGAUAUUUGUCUUUACUCUCAACACCCUGGAUAAAUCCCUGAGAAAUGUUAUUCUUAAAAGUCUUUAAUAAUGUACAAUAUAAUCUCAUCUUCUUUACUCGGAAAUACUUUACUUUCUUUCUUUCUCUUUGGAAACCCCUUGCCAUUUGCAGUCCAGUCCUAACAUUUCCUGCUCCACUGCCGCAUCACAAACCAUCACGUCAUGCUCACGUUAUGGUGACAUGCACCAUUGUGAGCAGACACAUAAUCUCAAAAUGGUUAGGAUUGGGCUGUUAGAGUAAGAGUAGGUGUUCUAGCUGGUCCUUGGUAGAAUGUAGCACUAUACCAUACAUGCACCCUUUUUUCUACUUUGUGUUAAACUCCAAUGAUACCAAUAGACUAUUCCUCAAUGUGAUUGCACAAAAAAGUGAUAUAACAUAGGCAUGUAACAAAUGUGAUUGUCCAGGUAUAUAUGUGUGUGUGAGUGUGUGUGCGCAUGUGCGCGCUGAUGCUGCCUUCUCUUGUGGUGUGGUCCUCAGCACAGCCAUUACAAACUGUCACAGUCUUAGUUUUAUAUCAUUCCCUUGUAGUGCCUUACCAAACUACAGUUGCAGUUUUAAGGGUUUACUUCCACUGGUACUCCUAGAAACUAAUUGAGGCUGGUUGGAAUUUAAAUCUCAGCUCUUUUCCUUCUUUUAGUGUUCUUUGUUGUUGCUUUCCUUCUUCCAGACAUUUUAAUUUUAUUUUAUAUUUUUGUAUUGUCUUUCUUGGGUAAGUUGCAAGGGUAGAGCGAGACAGAGCCUAUGAGAAUUUGGCUAGAAUGUAAAAAUAGGUGGGCCUAGGAAGGUUUUAUGGGAACUGAAACGAUUGGGGUGGUUCAUAGGCCCUAAAGCAGCUUUCCAAUUUUGUUGAUGGGAUCUUGACUGAUUUCCUAUCAGGAUGCUCAGUUUUCCCCAUUAUUCUUUGCCAUUUACUGUUCUUACUAAAUAUAUAUAUAUAUAUAGAGAGAGAGAGAGAAUGGGGGCAAAGAGAAGGCUCCCAGGCUUGCUUUGGAUCAGAAAUACAUAGUACCUCAUGUUAAAUUGUGAUGUCUGAACUGUGGGUUUGGGGGGAAUUGAUUACUUGGGAAGGAUUCCCUAUAUUUUCACUUGAAUGCAUUCAUCAGGAAAAUAAAUUUGAGAAUGAGAGGAGUACUUCUAGAGCAUGAGACUCAGGUUGGCUUAAGUAGUUUUUCUUUCUUCCCUGAAGAAAAAAUUGCACUGGCGCCUGAGCAGGUGAGACAGCUAUAUUAGGGCCCAGUCACUGCCACUGGUUAUGCUGUCCUAGCUUUACAGGAGAUCUGAGCCCAGUUGCCAACAAGUAAGAGUUGAAUCACUGCUAAUUAGUGUAUUCUGCAGCUCGAUUGUCUGUGAAAUCCUAGAGUCAGAUCUAACUUGGAGACCCCAUGACUAGAGCUAUCAUGAUUAAAAUUGCUAUGGUAUGUUUUGUUUGUUUUUUUAAUCAUUGUUCAGAUUUGCUAGUUGGGCUCUGUAUCCUCAGCUCCAAAAAAGUAAGUUUCCAAAGUGAAGCUGUUAUAAAAUGAAAAAUAGUGUGUAACGGAAAAGAGAAAAAUCUUACCGCUACACCAGUGCAAGUGGGUGGUUCUGCUGUACCCACAUCCACACUGGAGAUAUAUUUGUAUUGGUGGCCUGAGACCUGUGAUAAGAUGGGAUGUUUGCCUGUAUAAGUACAGCUGUAUUUGUUACUUCAGAAAAGAAGUGUUUAGGCAAUAUGGUAAGAAGUUGGGAUAUGGCAGGUCAAGUAGCUGAGAGAAGGAGGAGGGAUCCCUGGGAUGUUUAUGGGAAAAGGGGUUCUCAAGAUGUAUGUUGGCAAGAAAGACAACUGCAGUUGUAAUAUCUGAAAGUGGGUGCACAUGGUUCAACCUGAAGGAAGGAAUAGCUCUUAGCAAGAGUUCUUUGUUGGACAUUCUUAUUUAUUUUGUUUUCCCCUAUAGCAAACCCUUGAAGAAACCCUCUGUUUUUACCAUUUUUGAGCUAGGUUUCAUUUUCAGUUUUUUCCCCAUUUCUUUCCCUUUCUCUCCCAGGCAUUGUCAUGUAAAUAGCAGGCUGGUCUUUUCAUUGGUUCAUCCACAUUAUGUUUUCUUAUUCUGAAUAAAAACCCUUCCAGUUUAACCCCAUUAAUGAAGCACCUCCCCCCACUUCUCAUUGUAAUAUAUGGCAUUCCUGCCCUUUCCAAACUCAUCUAGAAUGGAAGCUGCUCAUGUCAUUGAAAGGAAGGAUAUUAUUUUGUUGGUGUUAUUGUAUUAUUAUUAUUAAUGUUAAUGUGUUAUAUUUACUCUUUGUUUUAAUUGCACAUGCAUUCCUGCAUCUUUGUGUUCUAAUUGUUGAUGUCAUUGUUGUUUUUCUCUUAAUAUUGAUUGUUAAUUGUGUAAUCUGCACCUCUACCCCCGGCUUGGCAUCAGCAUGCUUGCUCACAUCAAGGUUUUGCAGGAAAAGGGGAGAUGAGAGAUAUUCUGGUUGUGAAACAUGCGUAGGUCGCAGAAAGCAGAACCAAAACAGGCCCCAUUCAGAUGUCACAGGAAACUAUGGCUUCCAACUCUGUGGAUGAGCAAGAGUGAGUUUCAGGUUUCUUCCUUAUUUUGAGGAGGAUCUCAGAAGCAUUCACAUAGCUGGCUGCCAUACCACAAUUAAUGGGCCUGAGCAGGACUGGAUUUGAUUAUAACAUGGAUGGAAAACCACCAAAGAAUCUUAAGGAGUUGACAAAACUGGGUUAGAUGUACCAUGUUUCACUCAGCAUAAGGAAACUUUUUAUUAUAUUUCUGUGCACUUUCUGUGUUAAACUCACAAUAGUUUCCCGUAGUGCUUAAAUUUGGGGAAGUUUUCAAACUGUGGGGAAGUGUUCAAACCAGGUUGAAAACAUGAAUUUAGACCCUGACAUGUUCUUACUAAUCAUAGUUUGACCAGGUCCUAUGGUUAAUUUAAAAGGAAGAGAUUCUUCCUUUCUCCUCAAGUACACCAAAGAGGAUGAUACUGAACUGAAGGCUUCCCAUGGCUUGUUCACCUAGCAGGAAAUUAUUUCGGUGGUAGCUUCUUGUUUAGGUCCGAAUGGUGCCAUGUACAAUGGCUAACUUUACAAUUUUUGGAUACCUUCACUUGGUAUCUUUAUAUUUUUGGAAGUGACACAAGCCAAACAACCACAAGCUUCAUAACUGGAUUCAAGGAAGAUGCAGAGAUUGAUCCCAGGUUGGAGGAGCUAAUGCCUUGAUUAAUUGUUGUAGUAUCAAAAUAACUUAAUAUGCCUGAAGCACAUUUUAUUAUAGGGCUGAAGCCUUCACAGCACUGUAAUAAUCUCAUGAUGUAAACAUUUUAGUUAAGU